AGAUGCGCCUCAUUAUGCUCCUCUUGUUUUUCUGUCCCCAUUCGUUGGGGUUUAAUUACGCCCUCCACCAUCUCCGGUAGAGACAAGAACAGAGGUAGAGGGAGACACUGACACACACACAGAGACAGAGACAAGCAAGUCUAGAAGGUUAAGACAGGAUGGAAAAUUCUGCGCUCGUUCAAGAUUCCGGUUUCAGGGUCUGGAAUGCCUGGGUCUUGACCAAGGCAGCGCCCGCUCUUAGCUCUUUUUUCUACCACUAGGCGCCCAUUGUUGGUGUACUUUUGUGUUUGUGAUUUGCUUCUGGAGGGCUGACCUCAUACCAUCUGCCCGAAUGUUGAUUUGAGGAUGCAAAGAUGUUUUUGGGAAGCGGGAACGAACCUGCGAGAAUCUCAAUCCGCAGCAGACCGCUAAACUACUUACAUCCUACUAUUAGUAGUCAGUUCAAUAGAUACUGCUCCGUAUACACGGACGACUUCCGGCUGGAGAAAUUCCCCUUGCAGUGUGGCGUCUAGCAAGUAGAGAAAGUAAGCAAGUAACUAGAUAAGUAGUAUGUCAUCGGU
Molecule: messenger RNA, 560 nt
Organism: Aspergillus vadensis CBS 113365
Lineage: Eukaryota; Fungi; Ascomycota; Eurotiomycetes; Eurotiales; Aspergillaceae
Exons: 1
Coding region: 354-512 (52 amino acids)
Source: RefSeq, a predicted model, not a curated record